Molecule: messenger RNA, 1312 nt
Organism: Sturnus vulgaris (Common starling)
Lineage: Eukaryota; Metazoa; Chordata; Aves; Passeriformes; Sturnidae
Source: RefSeq, a predicted model, not a curated record
AUGAUUGGCAAAGUAAGUCUGGAAGAACUUCCUCUGCAGUAAAAUGUAUAGGAAAAGAAGCACUUGAAUCACUAAACUCCAAGUGUAAUCAAGAGCUGUUGUAACGGGUUGGCCUCAGGAGGCCACCAAGAUGCUCUUACCACUUUCUGCCCCCCUUAACAGGACAGAGAGGAGGGAUAAGGUAUGAAUAAAAGCUCGGGGUUGUGGUAAGAACAGAGAGAUCAUUCAUCAAUUACCAUUACAGUGAAAACAGUAAACUGUGGGGAAAUUGAAUGUUGUCAAUCAGUCAGAACAGGUAAUGAGAAAUAAAUCACUCAUAUUUCUCUAUGUCCUCUCUCUCUUAAAAGCGCGGGGAAUGGGGAUUGUAGUCAGUUCAUCACGUGUUGUCUCUACCACUCCUUUCUCCUUGCACUCUUUUCCAGUGUGUGGUCCCUUACACGGGAGACAGUUCUCCACAAAUUUCUCCAACAGGAGCCCUUCCCACAGGCUGCAGUUCUCUAUGAACUCCUCCAGUGUGGGUCCCUUCCACAGGGUUCAGUCCUACAGUAGCAGUGGCUGUUCCAGUGUGGGUCCCCCACAGGCUUACAGAACUUCAAGAUGACAGGAAGAGAGUUUCUUGAACUAGAUUCUCCACAGCGAAGACUAAUUUUGGAAAGAUUUAAGCGGAUGGAAAUCAUACAAAAGAUGUUCAGUGAGCUUCCUAAAGCAGAUCAGAACCUUUGUAAUCAUGGAAAAUACUUCCUAGCAGCAAAUUCAAGCUUAUGUGGCUUAGCAGCAAAUAAUUUCUUCAGGAGCAUCCUACAUGUCAGAAAGGCUUCACUGGUGUCUGCUAUGCCAAUGGCUGUCAUUCCAUUUCUUUCAACAGCAGUAGUUUAUGAAGCUUUUGUGCAUGACCCUUUAUUUUCAGGUCAGCUGAACUGUGAGGUCUGUGCUGUGAUCAGAGGAGGAUUAGUAGGUGCUGUUGUGGGUGGUUUCUAUCCCAUUUUCCUCGCUAUCCCCUUGAACGCAAGCCUUGCAGCCAGGUAUAUGUCAACUCCCUUGCCAGGGAAGGAAAAUCUGCUACGCUACUGGCUCACAACUGCUCAGCCUGUCUUCAGAAAGAUGAGUCUGGGUAUACUGGUACAGGCUCUGACUGGAUUGUACCUUGCCACUAAACAGCAUGGAAUAUAUAUGAAAAUGCUGCUGCAGAUGAACACUAGCAGGGAUCCUGAAGAGCUACCUGAAUGAAGUAAAGCAACUUUUCAAUUGCCUUGGAUAAAUAACCUUAAUAAACAAGAAAAAGAAGUCCCACUGUGUCUUUUUUAAUACAAAA